This is a messenger RNA of Knipowitschia caucasica, 288 nucleotides long. The record is from the annotation of a GenBank genome assembly. NCBI's taxonomy places the organism in Eukaryota, Metazoa, Chordata, Actinopteri, Gobiiformes, Gobiidae.
AUGUCUGUGUCAGAGGAACCGGACGGCGCGCGCCCCCGAUACGGCUCGGUCCUGGACGGCGUGGAGCGGCUCACGGCGGAGGAGAUGGACGAGCAGCGGCAGCAGAACAUGGCGUAUGAAUAUCUGUGUCACCUGGAGGAGGCAAAGAGGUCAGUGUCAAGGACACUGCAGGAAGUAGUCCUACAGUACUCCUACUGUAGUCCUACUGUAGUCCUACAUUACUCCUGCAGUAGUCCUACUGUAGUCCUACUGUACUCCUACAGUACCUCUACAGUAGUCCUACAGUAA